Vigna radiata var. radiata (mung bean) is the source of this 1673-nucleotide messenger RNA. RefSeq lists its product as uncharacterized. Lineage: Eukaryota; Viridiplantae; Streptophyta; Magnoliopsida; Fabales; Fabaceae. The coding region runs from base 203 to 1522 and encodes 439 amino acids. The record is from RefSeq and is a predicted model, not a curated record. The transcript is spliced from 3 exons.
ACAUUGAUUACUGAAGAAUCUCUUUUCAUCUCCCAAAUGGUUUCUCUUCAAACUCCCUGACACUGUCUCCGGCGACGGCGACUGUUUGAGGGUAUUUUUCCCUUUCAUGUUCCGAUGUGUGCCCUCCAAUUCCCUUAGUUCCGACCUUUACAAUUUCUGCAUAUUUGUCUGAAUUAAUUGGCCACCUUUUUCUCUUUCAUCCAUGGAUAUCUCAGAUGAACCUGUCACCCCAGCAAGUUUUAAGGAUGAAAAAGAAUUCUUGAAGAAUGACUCUGCAAUUGGCAACAAUGCUUAUAAGGAUGUGACAAAGGAUAAAACCUCUGAUCUUCAACCUGUGCCAUCUUACUCUUCUGGUGUAGGUUUGCCAUAUGCACCUGAAGGGUGGCCUAAUGCUGGUGAUGUAUGGGGUUGGAAAGUGAAGGCAAGGUGUUCCAAGGGUGGAUUUUUUACGGACAGAUUCCUUAUCCCUCCAGCAUCUCUUCAAAAGGGUUCUCGCAGGCUAGAGUUUUCAAGCAAGGCUGCUGUUGGUAGAUAUCUUCAAUCAAAUUUUCCUAAUAUGAAAACUGAAGCAUUCUUUGCUUUGUUUACCUGGGCGAUUCCCUCAGCUGAACAAACCCCCACAAAAGGCCUUCUAACCUUACAAUCACUGGAGACAGUACAACAUGAUUAUACUGGCACCCUGAGAAAGUCAAAACGGAAAAUGGAAAGCAGCGUUGGCCUGACUAAAAGUAGUAGUGGCCUGACUAAAAGUAGUGGUCGGCCGACUAAAAAACUGUCCGCCCUAGUUCCUGUUGGCUCCCUUAUAACACCACUACAAGUUGAAAAUUUCGAUAUUUAUCUUGAUAACUUAGAGGACAUGCUUGACAUACCUCUUACUGAAACGACGUCAUCGGGUCACCUUACUAAUGCAGAUAUUGAAUUUAUAGAGUCUUGCAAGAAGAAGCUCUCUUCCCUUCUUGCUCUAGAUUUCCCUUCAUUGGUCUCAAGCAAUGAUGUUGCAGAAGUUGCAACACUUGCAUUGCAAAUUCGUGAAGAUCCCAAUCUCACCGUUGAUCAACUCUUCAAGUUAAAAUUGGUGGAACAAGUUCCCUUAGCUGGGGAGGCCUUCCUUGAGGCCAAGGGAAGCAUUGAAGAGGUAGACAAACUCAUGGCUGAGCUAAUGACAAAGAAACUCAAAAUUCCCAGUCUCAAAAAAAAGUACAACGAUUUGAAGGAAAAGCUCUCGUCGAGAGAGGCUGAAAUGGACAUAAGUGCUUUAUCUAUAACAGAAAUUGAUGAUCAAAUUCGACAACUUGAAGCAAAACGAAACAGGAUAUCUAGUGUCCUUGAAACCAUGGAGAAGGAUAAACAUAAGAUCAGUUCUGAGCUAUCAAACAUUACCAACUCGAUUUCAAGCCUGGUUCAUGAGAUUCAGUGUGGAAUAUCCCAGAAAUCAAAAUGGGAUCUGAAGAAAGCCAACAAUGUCCGACUUGUAGCUGAGAUACAAGAAAAGUUCCUGACUUUAAGAGGGUUAACGUUUUAGUCAAACACCUGUGGAGUUUUUUUAUUGUAUUAAGAACUCUUUAGCAUGAUAACCAUCUAUGCAUGUAAUGUAUUUAUAACUAAUGGGUCUGCAUCUUUCUCAUAGGUGGUAACUUGUGUAGUCAAAGUUAAAACUGCAGACAUGUUUUGCU